UGUAACAAUUAAUGGGAGGAAGUCAGCUGGAUACAUUGAUAUGCGUUCGGCAUUGUCGUUUCUUCGACUAUGUGUCGUUUAGACACAAGGUCGAAGGGGUCGUACUUCAUCUGCGCAGUAUAUACAUGCGUUUUAGCGCUAUAUCAUAAAACUGAUGCCCGAACUCUUCGUCAUGCUGCUGGAUGUUUGACUCCGUCAUUUAUAAAAUCGCACCAAAUACUAUCCCGUACGCAAUGUUGCAUGCUACGCAAUUGUGACUUUGCUAAGCAUAGAGAUGCUGACUAUGAUUCUUCGGGGUUAGACGAUGAAUUAGAUUUUGACCUUAACGAAAGUUCGAGCUUGCUGGGUGAUGACCGCAUUUUGAUAUUCAGUGAUCAACAGAAUGGUUCAGAUUCACGUGAUCCCGGAAGCGAGCACUUCGACACUUCUGGUACGAAACCAGUUGAUCACAUUGUUGACGCUAUUCCUCCAGGCAAUUCUGCUGUUGAUGAUAUAGACGCCACUGGAGAUGAACAUGGUACUAACUUGGGCAAGUCAUCUGACAGAUAUGCGUUGGGUGCUCCACUAUCAAGCUUAUCUGCAGGGGUAGGGAACUCUAGCUUUGUACAAGCUUCAUCUACACAGAAGCGCGGUAAUCUCGGUAAGAAUGCUAUAUAUGCGCAACUUCAACGUACCAUGGUUUUUUUGAAAUCGUUUAUAUCUAAGGAAAAGCCCCUGAUGUACGAAUCGAUAGACUCAUUUGUGCGUAGUUUAGACGGAAAUUUGUCUAGAAAGUCUAGUUUAGGUCUGGACACUGACAUGCGUGGAGCAGUAUCUCGAUAUCACACUUUGGAAGCGAGCAUUCAACAUGAUCUUUCGGAUAUAAUGUCUCGGUGUCAAAACGGUUUAAAUGCUAAAGUUAGUGAGGGUCGUACUGUUUUAAGAGGUUUGACCAAAUCGCUUGGUAUGCAUGGUUCGGAAUGUAUGCCUGAUUUAAAUUUGUUGAUUGACCAAUUGGUUGAUGAGUAUAUAGACACAGAAAAUGUUCAUCGUCUGUCUGUGAUGAGUUCUGUUACCUCCUGGUUACGAUAUAAAUUCAUUUCAACUGUAGAUUCAAUUAUCCCUUUGCGACCUAUGCAAAACAUAGUUUCACUAGUUUCGUCAUUGCAUAAAUCAAUAGGUUCGAUCAUAUCGCGUCUUACUUUAGAUGAUACCAAUGCUGAACUCUUCACUGAGGGAUCUCUAUAUAGGUACUAUGAAAUGCGCAAGGCCUAUAUCCAUACACCAUCUAUUUGGUCAAAGGAGAACAGGCCACUUUCACCACCGUUGAACGGUCAAUGGCGGCUAACAUUCCUUGGUACAGGUGCACGCAGGCCUACUAAGACUCGCCUUACAUCCAGUAUACUAUUUUCUAGGGCUGACGCUCCUUUAUGGUUAUUUGACUGUGGCGAGGGUGCCUUUAGCAGUAUUUGGGAUGCUGGGCACUCGCCAUUGCGAGUAAAGAGGAUUUUCAUAACUCAUCUUCAUGGUGAUCAUUGUUAUGGUCUAUUUUCCUUCCUUAGCACUUUAUCUCCUACCGGUGCGCUUGAGAUCUAUGGUCCUCGUGGCCUUUCAAAGUUCAUUGCUGAUGUACUCGCCUCAUCAUCAAAAUCGCAGUCACUGGGCCAAUUUAUUGUGAAUGAGUUUGUGAAGUCCCAUCACGUUUUAAAGGAGCCUGAGAUGCCAUUUAAGUUGAGGUACAUAUACCCUAAUUCUCGUAUGCAGUACGUUGCUCACGAGGACAGCAUUUGCAUCGUUAGGGCAGCUCCGUUGGUCCACAGCAUCAAUACUGUCGGCUACGUGGUUGAGGAAAAGGUUACUGAAGAUGCCCGGUGCGAUAAAUCUGGUGGAGAUACUCCCGAGUGUUCAGUGCCCGGGCGCAAGGUUGUAAUAUGCCAGGAUACUUCCGACAGCCGUUUGCUACAGCCAUUGGCAAUGGAUGCAGAUGUGUUAAUCCAUGAGUCUACUAUUAACCCACCCACUAAUAGCGGUUCUGAAAUGCUGCUUCGGCUUGUUAGGAAUGCCCGUGGCGGUAAUGUAACGCGUACGUUGUUGCGUCGUGUGGAUGAGGUACUACAGACUGAGGAGAUGAAGUUUCAGUUAUACCACACUACAACGGAAAACGUCAGGCAUCAUUAUUAUCGCAACCUCCAUCUAUUGCGUGACUCCAUGCAACGCUAUGAGCUCUUGGAGGGUGCUUGGUCCGAGGUGGUUGAAUCCACGAACCAAGAUCUAUGUGAUACGUCUAGUAAUUCCUUGACUCCACAAAGUUCUGACAAGUGUUGGAAGUCAUUGGUCAAGCGGUUGAAUGCUCUAUUACGUCUGUAUGGUGCUGCGCAUAGCAUGUCACGUGUUGUUUCCAAACUUGACGGGUUGGUUGACCUAAUGUCAGGUUUGCGCCAGACCUGUCAUCAAGGUGGCGCCAUGCCUAAGAGCCGCAUAAUGCAAGGAAACAUACGUUCACUAGCUAUUGAGAUUCUAGAGGACUCUGGCUUCACAGUGGACCACAAAUCUGGUGACCCAGGGGCUAGUACCAAGUUAAGUCGUGAUUUAGAUCGUUUGGCUCCUUUAAUAUUCAGGUAUUGGCAUGACAUUAUAGGUCCCACUGUACCCAUUCGUGAGAGUGGAGUUUACGGCCGUCACGAGUGGGAGCGUCUGUAUAAUGAAUAUGCCAAGUUCAGUGGCCAUUCUACAUGUCUUCAGGCCGGUGACUUCGCGGCUCGCACUCGAGCUCGUAAGCUCAUCCUCACUCACUUUUCUCAGAAUACACCUGACGGAGUUGAUCGCGACACGGUUUUGACAAUGGCACGAAUAGUCCACUCGGCUCUCCGUGGAUACUAUCGCAGACGCAAUGAUUCUUAUGUCACGCCUGUUACCAUUGGCGCCGCUUGGGACAUGUUCACCAUUACCCUGUGAAUAUCCAGGGCAUUUACCUGCAUGCUUACUAAGCAGCUACAACUGAAGUAUUAUCAUUACCGAC
Molecule: messenger RNA, 2998 nt
Organism: Babesia bovis T2Bo
Lineage: Eukaryota; Apicomplexa; Aconoidasida; Piroplasmida; Babesiidae
Product: ribonuclease family protein
Exons: 1
Coding region: 70-2934 (954 amino acids)
Cellular component (GO): nucleus
Molecular function (GO): 3'-tRNA processing endoribonuclease activity
Source: RefSeq, a predicted model, not a curated record